AUGAAGCCGCUUUAUACCCAAAAUCAAAGUGUCGUUAGCAACGCCUUGGUGCUAACCGGCCACCAGCCUCCUUCAACGUCCUCGGUUUCACAUGCUGUUGUCAUCUAUGGUCAAACCGUUAAUUCAUCAAAGUCAUCCGCGGGCGCACAGGGGGACCACUUUAGGUCUCGUAGCAGCACAGGGCAAGGGAGCGGCGGCUCGGGAGGCGCCACCGCCACGGCUGCGUCUGGUCGGCAGCUGCCGCCACCGUCUGUGUCGCCGUCCACGUUUAGAAGCAGCAUUUCCUCACCGGCAUUGGGGCCACCGGCAUCUGCUGCGAGUGGUGGCGCUGCCGCCGCUCCGACGGCAGCGGCGACGGCGCCGCCACCGCCGCCGCCGCCAGGCUCUUUCGCGGACGACGAACUCCUCAUUCUCAAAGAGCAAAUCCUGAAGCUACAGCGAGCGCUGGAAAGCUUGGGCAGUGCCAGCUUGUAUAAUGGGGCGGUGUCCGCGGCCGGGGUGGAUGCGUUGCUACAGCAGGCUUGUGCACCUCUGGCGGCGGCGGCGGUGGCGCCAGGGACAUCAAUUCAAUCCGUGUUUGCCUCCGCGCACGACGCCGCGAUGACCUUUGCGCGGGCGAAGCUUCUGGAUCUGUUCAUUCGUAAGGCCCAUCAGCUGCUGCUGGAGUCGGCUCCUGAGUUGUGGUUGACGGCGCCGCCGCCGCCGCCACCGCCGCCCUUUUCCGUAUUGAACAAUGGUGGCGGCGCCGCAUCUCCUGCUGCACACAACUCCCGGAUACAGAGCGCCCCCGUGGCUCGCGGUCGCGGCGCCAACUCCGCAGGCCUACCGACGGCGGCGCAGCUGCCGCCGCCGGAAGCGGCCGCGGGGGCCCUGCCGCAGGCGUCGGCAUCGGCGUUGGCGGUCCAGGACCUUUCCCCGGCAGGUGUGCUGGUGGCGGCCAGCCGGCGGCUAAGUGAGCUGCAGGCCGUGCUGGCGGGGAGGACCGCCAGGAGCCGGGCCGCGGAGCAGCAGCUGGCGGACACACAGGCCAAGCUGGACUCGGCAAUGGCGGACAACACGCUGCUCCGCAACAUGGUUUCGGAGCUCCAGGCCAACAUCGCCAGACCUAGCUCCCGAGGCACACCGCGUCCUGGGAGCCCCUCCCUGCAGCCAUCGCGGCCCAGCACGCCCUCCUCCGCGCCCCCGCACGACCCCGCCCUCCUGCGGCAGAUCAGCGCCCUCACCUCGGACCUGGGGGUGCUGCGGAGCCGCCUGGACGCGACCCAGAAGCGCCUGGAAGCUUCCGAGACGGCGGCGGGGGAACUGCGGUGGCAGCUGCAGGAGGCCCAGACCACCAGCCGCAAGCCCACCACGAGCACCCGAGCCUGCCAGACACAGGGCCGUGGGGAGCCGGCGGUAGACGCCGUGGCGGAGGCGGCGGAGCUGCGGGCGCGUGUCGUACAGCUUGAUUCUGAGGCGGCGGAGGCGCGCAAGGCGCAACAGGCCCUGCAGGACCGGUUGACGGCAGCAGAGGCGGAGGUACGACGGCUGCAGUCCACCGCGGCAGCAGCGGAGGAUGUACGGCAAAAGCUUGACGUGGAGCGGCGGCUGGUUUCGGAGCUGCACUCGCAGCUGGCUCGGUCGUCCAAGGAGGCGGCGGAGGCGGCUGCUCGGCUUGCGGAGACGCGGUCGCGCGUGCUGGAUUUGGAGGGGCAGGUACGACAGCGCAGCGCCGCCGCGGCAGCGGAGGCGGCGGUGGUACGGGAGCUGCAGGGAAAGCUUGACGCCGCGGUGUCGCGGGAGGGGGCGGCGAGGCGGGAGGUGGAUGAAGCGGUGGCUGCACGGCGGCGCGCGGAGGGGGAUGCGGAGUCGCUGCGGCGGCGGCUAGCGGAGGCGGAGGCGGCGCUGGCGGCGGCGCGGCGGGAGGCGGCGGCGGCGGUGGAAAAGAGCGACCGGAAGCGGGCGGAGCUUGCAGCCAGGAUUUCCACAUUGGAUCAGGAGCAGCGGCGGCUGGCUGAGGAGCUAAGCGCAGCUAGGGGGGAGCUGGAGGCGGCGAGGGAGCUGGCCGCCAGGAGGGAGCGGGACGCGAACGCCAUGCGGGACGAAAAGUUUGAGGUGACAGAGGAGGCCUGUGCACGCCUCAGCAGCGCCCACCACGAACUGGAUGCUGAGCGGCGGCGGCUCGCUGAGGAGCUGGCAGCCACACAGAAGCUCCGAAACCAGCUGAUGGAUGACGCCCACGCGGUCAAGGCCCUGGGCACGCUGGUGCAGGCCAAGACGCUGAGGCUGGAUUUCGGCGGCGGUGGCGGCGGGGGGACGGUGGCGGCGGGGGGCGUGGGGCCUGGCGGUGGCGGCGGGGGAGUGCGCCCGGGCACGGGCGAUCCUGCCGCCACGGUGCGGCUGACCAACCUGGUGAAGGAGCAGCAGGAGAAGCUUCAGGAGCUGGCGGACAAGCUGGCCUCCAGGGAGGACCGCUGCGCCCGGCUGCAGGUGGCGCUGACGCAGGCGGAGGGGGAGGCGGCGGCGGCGGGGGCGGAGGCGGCGCAGCGGGGAGCACGGCUAGCGGAGACGCAGGUUGCUCUGGAGGCGGCACAGGCGGAGGUGGCCAAAGUCAAACAGCAGUUGGACGAGCUGGCUCGUCACGGCGAGUCUGUCAAGGGCCACAAUGCCGAGCUCCACAAGAUGGCGGAGCGGCUGCAGCGGGAGGGGGGGGCGGCGGCGGGGGAGGUGCGGGAGCUGCGGGCCCAGCUGGAGGCGGCCAACCAGCAGCUCUCCGCCGAGCGCUCCCACCGUCAGCGGCUGCUGGACGAGGUGGUGGCGCUGUCCGAGCAGCGGGACACGGCCGCCAGUGACGCCGCCACGAUGAAGGCCCAGCGCCGCUCCGAGUGCAGUCGGCUGGAGGAGCUGCAGGCGGCGCUACUGCUAGCAACUCAGAAGCUCACGAGGGCAGAACGAACCAUCACCGCCCAGGACGAACGCAUAGCUCUGCUGCUGGCGCGAGUCCGGGCUGCGGAGGAGAGGCUGCUGUCACUGGGCGUAUCGCCGCCGCCGUCGCCCGGCGGCGGCGGCGGCGGUGGCGGCGGCGACGCUGUCGAAGGUGCAAGCAGUGGCGGCGGCGACGCAUCAGCGCUGAUCCAGCGCGCAGGAUCCAUCAUGCAGACUGCGAGCAGUGGCAGUGGUGGCGGCGUGGGCGGGAGCAGUAGCACUGGCGGUAGCGGUCUGCAGCCGCCAGUGGGCAGCCUGAGUCGGGCGCCGGAGGCAGUGACGGCGCAGCAGCGAAUAAACCAGCUCAUAUCCGGCGGCGCACCGGCGCUGGGGUCCAUGGUGCAGGACAUGAUCAACAAGGUCCUGGCGGAAUCAGCGACGGGAGGUGGCGGCGGCGCCGCCGCUGCGGCCGCUUCAGCCGCCAGCGGCGCCGCCCGGGCGGGCCGCGGCAGUGCGCGCCCUGCCGCCGGCAGCGGCGGAAGGACCGUCUCAUCAACGUCCAGCGGUGCACAGAACUCCUCCUCCUCCUCCUCGCCUGCAUCUUUCUCCUCCUCAUCGUCCCCUUCCCAGCAGCAACAACAGCAGCAGCAGCAGAUGCUUAUGCGGCCCAGCUCGGCAUCGGUGGUCGGGCGGGUUCUGGAGCUAGGGACGUCAAACCUGCCGGGUUACGGCGGCAGGCAACAGGCAGCAGGCCAUGCGCAGCCGUACUCGCAUCCCAAUACGGCAGUGCAGCAGCAUGCCGCCAGUGGAUGGACAUCUGGCUUUGCCGGCGCCGGCGGCGGCGGUGCGCUGCGGCCGCAGUCCGCCUGGGCGCUCCGUGGUGCCGGCAGCGGCGGUGUCGGGAUGAGCGCGGCCGGUGGCGGCAACGGGCCCGGCGGCGGCGGAGGUGCGGGUGGUACCAGUCCAGCGUUUAUGCGAAGGGCGGCUUCUGGUCUGAACCAUGCCCUUACCGCCGCCGCUGGUGCUGCCGGUGGCGGCGGGUUGCAGGUGCUGCAGGAAGCCGAAGCACUUGCCAGCGCCGCCGCCGCGGCGGCGGCGGCAGCGGCAUCCGGUGGCGGCGGCAGCGGGGCGACCCCGCCGCCGCCGCCGCCACGCAGCGCGUCGCCGACAAAGAUGCUGUCAUCGGGACCGCCUGCCGGCAUCGGCGUCGGUGGCCUUACUAGCAGCGGCAGCGGCCGGAUAAGCAGCAGCGGCAGCGGCGGCGUGGGGACUCCCGUCCGGGGGCCCGGCGGCGGCCGCCCGGCUACUGCUGUGUCGAAAAAAACGGUAUUGCUAUUGUCCAUGAGUUCUCCAGUCUCGCAAUUGGAUGAAGUGCUUGCCGUGGAUGAGGACUGGCAGCCGGUCUGA
Molecule: messenger RNA, 4311 nt
Organism: Volvox carteri f. nagariensis
Lineage: Eukaryota; Viridiplantae; Chlorophyta; Chlorophyceae; Chlamydomonadales; Volvocaceae
Exons: 14
Coding region: 1-4311 (1436 amino acids)
Source: RefSeq, a predicted model, not a curated record